AUGCAGAUCAAGAACACUGGCGGUAACUCAGCUCCAGUCAUGAGUCAACUAAACACUGCACCUCUCCAGAAGGAGGAGGCUGUCAAGUCUUCGAGUGCGACUAUAUCUACGCCUACUCUGGCCAUGCGCCCUUCUGCGGCAGCCUUUUUUCAGAUGAACAAGACUAAUGGCUCCAUGGGCAUCACUGCACCCAAGCACAAGUACAAGCCAAAGCCACUUGUCGACUUAAAUACAUUGACACAACACCCCUCCAUCACAAUUAUCGACAACAAGGAGAUCUCAAUUUUCAUUGAGUGGUGUGCCUUUGCAGAGAGUAAACCAACUGAUAUUUUGGCUCUUCUAGCCAUCUUGCCAGAAUACAAGUCGAUCAAGAAGUUGGCGAUUAAGGUCCAUGCACCCUGGCCCCAUACAGAGCCUAAAGAAUGGCACAACAGUCGUCUUAGCUGCACAAAGAAGCUGUUCGCCAUCAUCGACACAUUUGAGUUGUAUAAGCUCAAGGUUACAAUGUCUAUUGAUGGAUGUAACUUCCCUCAGAUGAAGUUAGCAGCUGCAAUCCACGGAUUGAAGUUUAAGAAGUGGCAGCUAUACUAUCAGGUUUAUGACGAGGCUACGAAGUCCGAGGGAGAUCCAAUCAAGAUAUUCCGCGGUAGCGAAUAUGACUCCAGACUUCGAGGAGUCUGGAAGAAGGAGUUCCUGACCCAAGCUUGA
Molecule: messenger RNA, 708 nt
Organism: Botrytis porri
Lineage: Eukaryota; Fungi; Ascomycota; Leotiomycetes; Helotiales; Sclerotiniaceae
Exons: 2
Coding region: 1-708 (235 amino acids)
Source: RefSeq, a predicted model, not a curated record